GCCAGUCAACGGGCGGUCAGCCGGAGCUAGUGAUCGUCUGAUAAUCGCCUGCAUGGGGUGUAACUCGUAAACUACUCAUCUCUGGCGUUCCCGUGGGAGGCGCGAGCUCUCUCUCUCUCUCUCCGUACUCAGCGUCACGCGCGCGACUAUGUGAUUGCGAGCGUUCGUACACCGUGAAGCGGACCGUGUCGCGAGUAGAGAGCGAGCGAAACCGGCGGGCGAGAGGAAGGGCGGCCCGGAGACGUUAACGGCACACGGCCGGGACAGCGUACGCACUCUCCCUCUCUCUCUCUCUCUCGAGUCGAGCUCGAGCUGUCAAGAUGGACUGGGAGCUGCUGACGAUGGCCAGCCUGCACCUGACUGCGACCGAGCACCGCUAUUACGGCGACAUAUUCAUAUACUGCUGCGAGAACGCGGACAGCGACAGCGUGCCCGUCAUCAAGGUCGCCGAGCUGCUGCGCUUUGCCAACCUACCCCGGGACGUCACGAUGAAGAUAUUGGAUAUUUGCAUUGGCACCAAAGGCAACACAUACUUGGGUAAGAAGCAAUUUUACGCAGUGUUGAAGCUCAUAGCUGUUCAUCAGGCUGGUCUCGAAGUUUGUAGAGAUGUACUAACUGCAUCUCUGGACGUUAUUACCUUGCCAAGAUUUACAUGGCCGACCUCCGGCGACGAGGACGGCAGGAGGAGCUCGGAUUCGACGCGGGCCGCGAAGAACAGAUGCCAUGUCCCGGAAAGUACGACCGAGAGUGAGAGCGAGGCGGAAUCUCCGCGCGAGACCGGCGGCAGCACGGAUUCCCCGACGCCGACGAACAGUGUCACUCAAGAGAGGAACGACGGCAUGUUGGGCGGCGAGACGAUACUGGACUCCGUGUCCGGAGGCUGGCAGGGUCUGCUGGUCUCCGAGGAGCAGAGACAGCUGCUGGGCACGGAAGAGGAGAGCUCGGAACGUCACAGCAGCGACGAGGGCGACGGGGACGGCUCGGGCUUCCCUCCGGAGGAGGUGUGGAUCAUCAGUGACGAGCAGCGUGAUUACUACGCCGCGCAAUUCGCCCAGCUGCAGCCGGACCCGGAGGGCCUCCUGGCCGGGCCGGUGGCGAGAACGUUUUUCGAAAAGUCCCGACUACCCGUGGCCGAGCUCAGACGCAUUUGGCAGCUCGCGGACGUCACGAGGGACGGUGCGCUGAGUCUGCAGGAGUUCUACGUGGCGAUGCACCUCGUCGUACUGAGGAGGAAUCACGUGCCUCUACCCGACGUCCUACCUCCGUCCCUGUCGAUCCCGUUGGCCGUGCAAACGGCCACCGCGGCCCAGAUCCCGCCGGCCGCUACGAAAUCCUCGCCCCCCGCGACCUCCGGCGCGAGCACCCGCGAGAAGAACAAGGAGUGGACAAAGUUUGUAGACUCGCCGACCGGCGGCACGAGCAGUUCGGUCACCAGCCCGGGACUGCAGCUAGUGAAUUUCGAUUUCCAGAAGUCGGCGGUCGAGCGUGACCCGAAGAUCUUGCACCCGGUGCCACUGCGCCUAACGCCCGAAGCGGCGAUAUUAGCUUCCGGCGCCAACGGCAGCAGCAGCAGCUGCACCACCCUGGCGGAAGACGAGCUGCAGCACGCCGCCGUGGCGUCGCUGGCCCAACGAACGAAGAAGCCGGCAGCACCCGAAGACGCGGUGAUCGUCACCCCCAAGAAGGAACCGCCGCCGCCGCCGCCACCCAGACCGUACAGAACGCACGCGCGCAGUUCCAGCCUCGAUCUUAACAAAUUAGGGAAAAACGGUCAAAGUUUCCUUGGAGCGCCACCGUUGGUACCGCCUAGAAUUUCGCCAGGAAUUACCUCGCCACGCAAAUUGGUCGGUCAAAGGAGCGAAGGUGAGGGUCAAAGGACAUUGAGCGAAAGUCAAGGUUUCGUCGCCGACUUCUCUCAUUUCUCCCCCAAGAGUGAACUGCCUGAAAAUCCAUCUAUGGAGAAUACCCUGCCGCAGUCUCAACAAUUCACUGGAGUCUGUGGGGCGUUUCACAUUUAUAGGAAACCCAGUCCAAAACGAGAUGGCGGCGAGGAAGACGGCAAGGACGAGUCGGAGGACGAGAAGAAACUGACGUUGCAGGAAUUAAGGGAAAAGAAUGCGGAACUACGCCUAGUCUGCGAAGAACUGACCCGAGAACUAGCUAGCGCGCUCCAGGAACGCAUAAACCUGCGCGCGAAGCUCCUACUCUUGACCUGAUGUGAUUGUUAUUCGUUUAUCAUUCAUUCGAUCCAAGUUGCGAGGUGUUACGUAUCCUCGGCUCAUUGUAAACACAUGUAUUUAACAUGUUAUGCUAGUCUAGAAUUCCUCUUUUCCCAACGAAGUAUUCAUUCAUAUUCAUAAUAAUCAUAGACGGACAGAUGCGGCAGGGGAUGAAAUUUACAAAAGGAAAACAAAAAGACACUAUACGUUAUGUAGGUAUUUUACUUUUAGGACAAAAGGAGGAAAAGAGUGUCUAUAUGAUAUAUAUAUAUAUAUAUAUCAGUUAUAUGAAUCGUGUACAAAACUGAUCAUGAUCUCUGUACUGAAAAUACACAAUUUAUAAGUGCUUAUGAAUUGCCAGAUUGCCAGAUUGAGCAUACUGUUUACAUUUAUAAAGCAAGGAAAAACGUAUUGAAAGAUGCAUUCGAUUCGAAAUUUACGUUAUCAAAGUAUUCACCCCCUGUGACUCAUCGUAAAACUUGUGUGUAUCGCCGAGUGAAUUUAUACACGUAUUUCUAUGUACGCGCCAUACAAGUGCAUCUGUCAUGUUAUUAUUCCACUUCAGUGUCGAUAGUUGAGACUCUGACUGUUGUUUUGUGUAUAAAAAAAAUUGCUAAUUUUAUAAAAGAUAAUAUCAAGAUAUCCCGUGAUCGUUUGUAUAUCGAUGAAUCUCAAGUUAUUUGUUUUCACCGUGAGCGGACGGAAGACUUGUCAUACGCGUGUCCGCUGUAAAUUUCGAAUUAGCCGUGUACUGUAAAGACAGAAUCGAUAGAUAUUUAUUGUUUGCAACAAAAUCGAACUGUAUUUUCGUAUGGCUGUAUAAAAAUCUCCGUCGUAAACGGGAAAGGAACGUGGGCGUGAGCCACGAGAAAAACGGGAUAAUCUGGACUGUUAUGAUGUUGUACUUCACUUCGUGAGACAGAGAGUACCUGCGAGAGAGAUGCUGUUAAAUGUUAAAUGAGAAAGAGAAUAUACGAGAAAUGUGGAAUCUGCAGGAACAGAAUAUUUCGAGAGAAAAGAAAAUAAAUUUAUAUAGAGGUUAAUAACGUUUUCUCUCUUGAAGAAUCAAUUUUACGUUGAAUAUCGUCGAUUUUGCUGUGCCGACUUUUUGGAAAAUCAUCGUUAUACACACACGUAUUGAUUCCCUGUCAUCGUAGAUUAAAGAAAAGAGUAUUUACUAUAGUUGUGGGAUGCGGACUGUUUGAGGCGUGAGAAGAAUAUAGACCUAUCAGUCACAUCAACCAGCAGAAACCAGGUCAAAUGCAAUGAUCUGGACGAGCGGGAGUGCUUCUAGCCGUUUAUGUAGCUAUUCCUAAUAGCGAUUAGCAAUUGCUCAACGUAUAGCUCCGAGAAAACGUACGCAAGAGUUGCUUGAACAGUUGAACUUUCAUAUUUCAUUUUUGCCCCCUUCACCCCGUAAGAUUUAGCCCUUUUCUUUCUGGCUCAGAUCUAUAUUAAUCUCUCAGCAUUUCACAUCUUCGAAUCGCCAUUCCUAUCCAAUCAAAUAUAUAUAUAUAUUUAUAUAUAUAUUGACCCGUAAUUAAUAUAAAACGUCACACCCUUGAAUAUUUUUACUUCAUUUCGCUGCAGAUAAGCAGAACAGAUAUUUGCCAAGCGACCAUCCGUUAUUAAAAUAAUAACUUUGUGCCAUAUAUAAUGCGAAAUUUGAAAGUUUGUACCACCGUCGUUCAGACUGAAUGACGAUAUUUUCCCGUCGAACAUCAUCAUGGGACAUUAAAAGCUUGAAGAUCAACGAGUAUUCGAGUAAGGAGACUUUUUGUAAUUGUAUAAAUAUAUACGGUGUAAAGAUUAUAUAUAUAUAUAUAAUCUCCGAUUUCUUGUCUGCGGCCCUGUAAAGAAAAGCAAGUGUAACGAUGUAGAAAUACAAAAGUGUCUGUCGAGCAUGAAAAUAAAGGAACUACUUUAGUUUCAUAACAACUUUUAUUGAUGUCGUGUAAAUGAAAAAUAAUGAACAGUCGUGCCCCACCAGUCACUAAUAUUUACGAGGAUUCUCUCUCGGGUAUAUGAACGAACGAGUGAUGGAAAGUAAAUACGUGUACGCGUGAGUAAUUAUCAGAAAUCGGUACUCGUUUACGAUGAAUGAAAUCAUAAACUUCCCUCUCUCUCUCUGCCGUAAAUACAAACUUUGCGCGAGUACAUAGAUUCCGUUCGCAUUAACGUUUAUGUUACAACGUUCACAUUUACGUUUCGCUGACUAAUUAAUCCCGACACAAGACAGAGAUACAUCGCGGCGGACUUUUGGAUACGGAUUAGCGCUGGAGAGUGCCUGUCUUGUUGCAACCGACGACGGGAAACACGUCAGUAGCUCAGCUAUACCUGUGUAUAUCGACUGCGCGAGAAGAAAGAGUACGACUUGCUUGCGCUCCUUGCUUUUACUUCGUGCGCAUCCCUGCUACAAGUUAGUAACAACGCUGAUUAAUAUGGGGCGGUGUCUUAUACAGCACAGAUACGUCCACGAUGGAACGUUUUUUUUUUAACCGUACGACGAGCUCGGAGCUAAGAGGAGGACAUGAAUGAAUGACCGACUUCUGAGGACAGCUUAGUCCUUGCUCUGCAUGUACUUGAUCAGGUCGAUCACCCGGCUGGAGUAGCCGAACUCGUUGUCGUACCACGAGAUGAGCUUCA
This is a messenger RNA of Dinoponera quadriceps, 4865 nucleotides long. It is a transcript of the gene Reps, whose product is annotated as ralBP1-associated Eps domain-containing protein 1. The record is from RefSeq and is a predicted model, not a curated record. Lineage: Eukaryota; Metazoa; Arthropoda; Insecta; Hymenoptera; Formicidae. The transcript has 5 exons. Gene Ontology annotation, biological process: endocytosis; endosomal transport. Gene Ontology annotation, cellular component: plasma membrane; cytoplasm. The coding region runs from base 321 to 2216 and encodes 631 amino acids. Gene Ontology annotation, molecular function: protein binding; calcium ion binding.